AAAUUCCCCUCCCUCUCUCUUCCUCUCUAUAUAUGACCGGAGAGGCCACCACACGAGACGCAUCGCAAAGGCAAGACGACGAUGGCAGGAGUCAUGGACUACUUCCGCUCCUCGGCGUUGUACUUCUACCUGGCGCCUCUGCUCAGCCUGCUGGCGGCGUGCGCCCCCAUCGGGGUGCUCAGGACCCACUUCAACCAGCACCUCCGUCGCCCCCUCCGGCGGCUCCUCCCGUUCCUCGACCCCUUCGUCACGCUCGACAUCGCCGCCAAGCCGGAGGAGUACUCCUUCUACCCCGGCAAGGUCAAGUCCAGCGACGCUUACGCGGAGGUGCUGGCGUACCUGAGCCGGGUCUGCUCCCGGGACGCCCGCGAGCUCCGCGCCGAGGGCGCCGACGAGGGCUACGGCUUCGUGCUCAGCCUCCGCGAGGGGCAAGAGGUCGCCGACGAGUUCCGGGGAGUCACCAUGUGGUGGUCGGCCGUCGCGGAGGACAAGGUCUCGUUCCGGUCCACGGGCCGCUGCUGCCGCCUGACGUUCCAUGAGCGCCACCGCGGGCUCGUCGUCGACGAGUACCUGCCGCACGUCCGCCGCACUGGGCAGGAGGCCACGUUCGGCAACCGCCCCCGCCGGCUCUACUCCAACAAGAAGGCGCAGCACAACUACCAUUCUAGCAAGGACGAGGUGUGGAGCUACAUCGACUUCGACCACCCGACCACUUUCGAGACGCUGGCCAUGGACCCGGAGAAGAAGCGGAUGAUCAUGGACGACCUGGACGACUUCCGGGGCAGCAAGGACUACUACCGGCGGAUCGGCAAGGCGUGGAAGCGCGGGUACCUGCUGCACGGCCCGCCGGGCACCGGCAAGUCCACCAUGAUCGCCGCCAUGGCCAACCACCUCAACUACGACAUCUACGACAUCGAGCUCACCACGCUGGAGACCAACAGCGACCUACGCAAGCUCUUCAUCGAGACCACGGGCAAGUCCAUCAUCGUCAUCGAGGACAUCGACUGCUCCCUCGACCUCACCGGCACCCGCAACGACAGCACCAAGCUGCCGGCAGCGGCAAAGGAAGACGUCGACGCCAACGGCAACAAGAAGAAGCGAAACAUCCUGACGCUGUCCGGCCUGCUCAACUUCAUCGACGGGCUCUGGUCGGCGCACAGCGGGGAGCGGAUCAUCGUGUUCACCACCAACCACCUGGACAAGCUCGACCCGGCGCUCAUCCGCCGGGGCCGCAUGGACAUGCACAUCGAGAUGUCCUACUGCGUCUUCGAGGCCUUCAGGACGCUCGCCGAGAACUACCUCGGGAUCGACGCGCACCCGCUGUUCGACACCGUCAAGGAGCUGCUGCAGACGGUGGAGAUGACGCCGGCCGAUGUCGCCGAGUGCCUGAUGCCGUCCAAGCGCUCCGGCCGCGACGGGGAUGCCUGCCUCGCGCGCUUGGUAGAGGAGCUCAAGAAGAAGGGCGAAGAGGAUAAGCAGAAGAAGAAGAAGGCCGAGGAAGACGAGGCAGCCGAGGAGAAGAAGAAGGCGGCCGACGAAGCAGCAGACAAGGAGAUAAAUCAGGAGAUUCGAUCCGUUGAGGCCGCGGCAAAACCAGACCGCUGCGAAGCCAUGAGCAGCAACGAAACAGCCAGUGCUGUCAGAGAUGCAAGUUCCGGUGGUUCUUCAGCUUCUUCUGACGAUUAUUUGUCUUGAGGGAGCCUGCUAAUCAAAUUACUCAUUCUCAAUGCCACAUAUCAACGAAGCAAACCUGCACGAGUACAAUAAUGUGAAGAGACUUGAGUCCUGAGGAAAGGUUUUAGUUUUAUUUGCUCAUAUACUUUAGCCGCUUGUGGCGUUGAAAUUCUCCUGCUACCGGACAACAUAUGUUGCUAUCUUGAUGAGUACCGGAAAAUUAAUCAGUUCCAACUUUGAAUGUGCCAGAUUUUA
Molecule: messenger RNA, 1929 nt
Organism: Brachypodium distachyon (stiff brome)
Lineage: Eukaryota; Viridiplantae; Streptophyta; Magnoliopsida; Poales; Poaceae
Product: AAA-ATPase At3g28610
Exons: 2
Coding region: 82-1695 (537 amino acids)
Molecular function (GO): ATP binding; ATP hydrolysis activity
Source: RefSeq, a predicted model, not a curated record